UCUACUAAGUAUAUAUACAAAAAGCUAUGUUUAUGUUAUCCCGUGCAUACCUAACUGUUCUUUCCCCGUCCGCUAUUUGAAGGUGCAGAGUAUUUGGUUUGUGUUAAAAUACCUCUUCAACUGCCUAUAAAGUAAGGUUUAAGCAUUUCGACGGUUCAGCUCCAGCAGAUUAUAACAUUCAAUUUCCUUCCAGACUAGAUUACUUCCAUUCUAUGGAAUGACGCGCAGAUCUUGUAUAAAGAGAGAGCUGAGGAAAUCUAUUAGCAUAGAAGAGAUCGAAGAGUUGUUACUUGCUGUGUUUCACCAUUUUGUGCCAUGUCAAAUGCCUCAAGGAGUUUGGUUGCUUCUAAUAAAUAUGAAAGAGCAGGACCUGAUUACUUUGGCUAUUAUUCUUCUGAAGUAGUAAAUCUAUUGUCACAAGAUGAGGAUGUUCUGCCUGUUGCUACCCAAACAUCCGAGCUACCUGAAAAUAAAUAUGGAGAGGGAAGAAAGAAUAAUAUAGUCAAUCACAACGACAAUUUUUCUGGUCCGUUUUAUAGUGAUAGUAUUGGAGCUGGGCUUUCAGAUUUCAAAAAGGACAGAUUAAGAUCACUGCUCAGACAGAGUGUCACUGCUCUUUCAUUAGAAGUUGAUGAGGUGGUAGACCCUGUUUUUGCUACAUAUCAUUUGCAAUCUAGGCUAAGAAGUAAAACACAUUCCUUGAAUAACACGGCUACUGCAUCCGAUGAUGUAAUGCAAAUUCCUUGUAAAAAGCAAAAGAUGUUGUCAUCAUCCUCUUCAUCCAGCCCUGCGCAAACUAGUGAUGUUGAUCCCCAAUGCAGUGGGAAGGUGAAUGAUGAUCUUCGGUUUCUAUUGGAGAAUGAUACUGUGGAGGUUGAGGAGAUGGUGAACAAACAUUCCGAUGAACUAUCUGGAACACUAGGAUACAUGGAACGACAGCUGGAGUUGCUUCUUGAUGCUGUAAUGUCGAAGUACAGGCCCAUGACCCUUGGUGAGAAACAACUGCUACAGAGGUUAAUUCAGAAGCUACCAGCAAGAAACCUUGACCGUGUGGUGGAGAUAAUUUGUCGAAGUAGGCCAGUAGAAGAACAAAGUUGUGACAACAUAUUUGUUGAUUUGGAAAAAGAGGAUAAUUCUACACUCUGGAGACUGUAUUACUAUGUUGAAGCUGUUGAGAAAGCCAAAAGUCUUUCUUGUAAUCAAGAGGCCUAGUUUUCUAAAUGAUUUUGAAAGUCUGAGCUGUAAUUCUAGUUCAUUAAAACUCAUUAAUAGAUUUUUCUAAUCUUUCUAACUAUAGAGUGGGCCGAUUUUCAAAGUGCUGACAUGUAUGGAGGCAUUUGUUUCAAGGCAUAUGAUU
Gastrolobium bilobum is the source of this 1357-nucleotide messenger RNA. RefSeq lists its product as uncharacterized. The record is from RefSeq and is a predicted model, not a curated record. The coding region runs from base 316 to 1212 and encodes 298 amino acids. Lineage: Eukaryota; Viridiplantae; Streptophyta; Magnoliopsida; Fabales; Fabaceae. The transcript is spliced from 7 exons.